Messenger RNA from Onychostoma macrolepis, 2820 nucleotides. It is a transcript of the gene gal3st1a, whose product is annotated as galactose-3-O-sulfotransferase 1a. Bases 207 to 1652 code for a protein of 481 amino acids. Gene Ontology annotation, cellular component: membrane. The transcript has 4 exons. Gene Ontology annotation, biological process: myelination; galactosylceramide biosynthetic process. Gene Ontology annotation, molecular function: galactosylceramide sulfotransferase activity. The record is from RefSeq and is a predicted model, not a curated record. Lineage: Eukaryota; Metazoa; Chordata; Actinopteri; Cypriniformes; Cyprinidae.
UAACCCUGUUCUGAAUUUCUUCCUCUCCUAUUCUUUUUCUGUCUUUCAGCCUUGAAUUUCUUAUCCUAACUUCACCUCCCUCCUUCUACCUUCUGUCUUCUCCUGUAUGCUCAUUCACAAAUGCACACAGACACACAGAGUGACAAGUGCAGGUCCCCAGACGGCUGGACUUGCGUCACAGAGAGCGCAAGCCGAGCCUCUUCUGUAUGCAGUUUAGCCAGCUCAGCUCUACAGCGUGCAGACGGAGGAGGAGGAGAGGACAGGCGGGGGCUUUAAAAUCAUCAGGGUCAUUGCUUUUUUUCUGCCAAUCAAGCUGUGACAGGAAUCUACAUGAUUUGGGUUUUCUUCCAGGGUCCAACCAGGUAGCUAUGAUGGUUGGAAAGCCAGUCAGGCAGUGGAGGUCCAUCUGUAAGGGACUGAUCCUGGGUGCGCUCCUGACCAUCUGCAUGAUUCUUUUGUACUGCCUGUCGGCCCCAGAGGUCCAGUUUGGCCUGCAAGAGGUCCCAGUGCCUUACUCAUGUGCUCAUCGCCCUUCUGCCGCCCCCUCCUCAACAAUCUCUAACAGCUCCCAUCAUGCCUCUGGGCAGCAAACCUGCACUCCAAAAGUGGACAUAAUGUUCAUGAAAACCCAUAAAACAGCCAGCAGCACUUUCCUCAACAUUCUCUUUCGCUUUGGAGAAAGACACCACCUCAAAUUUGCCUUCCCCAACAGCCGCAAUGAUUUCUUUUACCCGUCCUCUUUCCAUCGCUCACAAGUGAAGGACUACAGGCCGGGAAUGUGUUUCAACAUCAUCUGUAAUCACAUGCGUUUCAAUGCUGCUGAGGUGGCCAAAGUGCUUCCAGCCGACACCUCGUACAUCACAAUCCUCCGGGACCCGGCUGAUCUCGCUGAGUCCUCGUUCCACUAUUUUGGACGCAUUGUACCUCUCACUUGGAAGCUUUCUGGAGAUGAUAAGCUGAGAGAAUUCCUGACAGAUCCAAAGCUCUACUACGACCCAGAGGGAUUCAGUUCGUUCUAUCUCAAAAACUUGCUUUUCUUUGACUUUGGACAGGAUAAUAACUUACAUCCAGACGACCCAAAAGUGGAUGAGGCCAUUCAAGCAAUCGCCAAGCGCUUCCAUUUGGUAAUGCUGGUGGAGCAUUUCGAAGAGUCGCUCAUCCUACUCAAGGACACCCUCUGCUGGGACAUGGAGGACUUGGUUUUCUUCAAACUCAAUGCCCGGAAAGGUUCAACUGUUUCUAAACUGACUCCAGAGCUCAGGGCCAAAGCGCUGGAGUGGAACGCCAUCGAUUGGAAGCUUUACCAGUAUUUCAACGCCACCUUCUGGCAUAAAGUGGACGCUUAUGGCCGUGAGCGCAUGGCGAGAGAUGUCGCAGAGCUGCGGCGCCGAAACGCAGAAAUGGCUUCCAUUUGCAUUGACGGAGGCCACGCUGUCGAUGCAGGAAGCAUCUUGGAGACGUCCAUGCAGCCGUGGCAACCCAUCGGUGAGAGGUCGAUUAUGGGAUACAAUCUGAAAAAGAAUGUUGACAAAGCGCAUCGAAAGCUCUGCAGGAAGAUGCUCACGCCAGAGCUGCAGUAUCUCACUGAUAUGGGCGUCAACCUGUGGAUAACAAGACUGUGGGGUCGCAUAAGAGAGAUCCUUCACUGGUAGCUCAGAAGAAAUGCUUUGCUUAGGUGAAUGGUCAGUACUGACUUUUAUGGGAGAUUUUUUCCGCCACAUAAUAAAAGAUUCAAAUCUCAUUGUGACUUUUCCACCUUUUUUCUCGCAAUUCUGAAUUUAUGUCUCACAAUUCAGACAUUUUUUCCUCAGAAUUGCACAUUUAUAUCUCACAAUUUAGAUAUAGACUAUAUCUCAGUAUAACUCUUUGUUGUUUUUAACAGGCUAAUUUCUCCGUUAAAUAAAUAGAAAUAAAAACUUUUUGUGUGACUUUUUGACUUUUCUUAGAAUUGUGAGUUUAUGCCUUGCAUUUGUGAGUUAUAAAAUCGCGAUAAGAUUUUUUUUUUCUCAGUAUUAAAAGUUUAUCUCACGAUUAUCUUGCAAUUCUGUGAAAAGAAAAGUCUGAUUUGCAAGAUACAACUCUAAAUUGGGAGAUAUAUACUCGCAAUUCUGAGAAAUAAAGUUUGAAUUGUGGAAGAAAAAAAUUAGAGUUGCGAGAUUUAAAUUCUGAAUUGCGAAAUAUAAACUCGCAAUUUGGAGAAGAAAAGUCUGAAUUGUGGAAGAAGAAUAUCUGAAUUGCACUAUACAAAUUCUGAAUUGUGAAAUAAAAACAAUAAUAAUUUUUUUUUUUUAUUCUGUGGCAGCAAUAAGUUUCCAUAAACUUGUAUACAACCGACCUAAAACCUGUUUUUCUGUGUCAGAAAGAAAUAAAAACAUUAAAAGACAUGACUGAAUAAAACAUUUUCAUAUUUAAAUGAAUCUUACCCAAAUAAGUGGUGACAGUCACAUCUUUAACAUGUUAGUUUUGUGUUCAGAAAUGUACUGUAAGUCACCGCUAUGUAUUACAUGUAUUGUACGUAGUGCGUGGGUGCUUGAAUCAAUCAUCAAAAUGAAUCAACUACUGUUGAAUGACCUCAUUCUUUGAAGCUCUUAUUGUUGGUGAGUCCAAUCCAAUCUAUUGAACUGGUUUAGACUCAUUCAGAACUUGGGCUUUACUGUUAUCAUCACAUGAAUGAUACAGUAAAUAACUCUGGCUAGAAUGUCGAGUGGAGAGGUGCUUUUAAGCUGAAAUGUGAUGACGUAUUGGGCUUCUUGUGGAAGAGGCCACUGAGCAGCAAUGAAAUCCAUGAAAGAUGACAAAAUAAAAACUUUAUGUAACAUA